AUGGAAGAAAAGUGGUAUUAUAUAGAAAACAAUGGCAGUGGAGAUAACCGUCAAAAUACUCAAAGGAGGAGUGAUUCAGUUUCUAGUUCAUCAAGGCGCAUCCACCGGGCUCUUGAAAAACUGGUGUCUAAUUCAGCAGUCUCUUUGGAUCUGAGUCGAAAAGAUCUGCAACAUCUUACUGCAGAUAUAUACAGAUUAUUUAACCUUAGAUAUUUACAUCUGGAAGGAAAUGCCCUUUCUGUAAUUCCUGAAGAUUUUUUUCAGAGCCUGUCAAAUCUUACUUGGCUAGAUUUGCGCUAUAAUAAAUUGAAGGAGCUUCCUUCUGGGAUUGGAUGUCACAAGCAACUGAAAACUCUACUGCUAGAGAGAAAUCCUAUUAAAAGGCUACCAGUGGAGCUUGGUAAAGUAGCUUCACUUACAGCCUUAAAUCUCAGGAAUUGUCCUCUGGAAUUUCCUCCCCUUGAAGUGAUACAGAAGGGUCUGUCAUUCAUUUUAUGUUUCCUCCGAAAGAACUGUCAUCCAAAUAUUGAAUAUGCAGAGUCUAUUUCUCCAGACUUGCCUUCUCCGCUAGAACAAGAAGCAAAGGCCAUUGUUAGAGAAUACAAGAAAAAAUGUGACAGACCACCUGAUCGUAGGAAAGCUUUCAACGCUUUAUGGAAACAGAUGAGCCUCUUUAAAAUGCCUCCUGUUGAAAAAUUAAAUUUGGCAGACAUCAUGAAAUCCAGUUUGGAUUUGUCAGAUGGAUGGCCUAAUGAGGAGGAGAUGAUACGAUUUAAGAAGCUAAGGGAUGAACUUAUCCAAGAUGAAAGACAAGAGUAUCCUGAAGACAAAAUAGUAACCAAUGAAUCUAUGCCUACAUUAAGGAGAACCAGGACAAAGGAAAGCCUCUCUCGUAAAUCAUCUAUUCUUUCAUCAAGGGAUAAAAGGAAUCUGCUUCCUGCUGCUUCAUCAUAUGAUUUCAUAAUCCAAAGUAAGAUGGCAGAGGAGUGCAGAUUGGCAGCAUUAAAAGAUAUGAAGGAAAAACAAGCUUUAAUUGAACAGCGGAGAAAAGAUAAAGAAGUUCUUCAGAAAUGGAGAAAACAGGCCAGGAAGAUAAGAGAAAAGAAAGGAAUAUUGUACACAUAUUCAUCCCCAAAAGGAAAUACAAUGGUAUCGCAAAAUGCACCUUAUGCUACAGAUAAUAUUAAGAGCAAUGAUAAGCUAGAAAGUUGGAGAGAACCGUCUGAUCUGGAUGAGCACAUAGAAACAGCACAAAAUAUAAAUUCAAUGAAAGCCAUUGAUAGCUUCAGAACUGCAAAAUAUAAGGAAGUAGAAAAUCGCAUUAAACAACACACACAAUUAAUGAAAGAAAAAAGAAAAAAGUUAAGAGGACUACCCAAAGAAGAUAUGGAAAAAGCAAAUCAAGACCUUGAAACUGUUCAGCAUUUGGAGGAGGCGCUUGGUGAAUUGAAGAAGGACCUUCACAAGGAGUAUCGUUUCACCGCUUUUACAGGCGAGCUGCUUCCUACAGCAGAUAAUCUCCUACCCACAAAUAUAUUUUCUAAAAUGACAUUUUAA
Molecule: messenger RNA, 1557 nt
Organism: Notechis scutatus (mainland tiger snake)
Lineage: Eukaryota; Metazoa; Chordata; Lepidosauria; Squamata; Elapidae
Source: RefSeq, a predicted model, not a curated record